Microthlaspi erraticum is the source of this 291-nucleotide messenger RNA. NCBI's taxonomy places the organism in Eukaryota, Viridiplantae, Streptophyta, Magnoliopsida, Brassicales, Brassicaceae. The record is from the annotation of a GenBank genome assembly.
AUGGACGACAACAAGAAUUGGAAGCUCGGAGAGGGUGAUUCGGGUGGAAGAGGAGGAUCUAGAGGCGGAGAUUCCAGCGGAAGAGGAGGGUCUGUAGGUGGAGAUCCAACCGUAGUGAAUGGGGUUGGUUGCAAAGGCGAAACUGGAUUAACAUUGACAAAAAUUCAAAUGGUUGACAACAACAUCAUUACUAUGUUUGUAUCUCUUCGUUGUGACGGUAGUGGAGAUUUUGGUGCAGAGUUCGAAGUCUCCUAUGGCUCAUGUAAAGUCAGGGACGGCCCUGAUUGUUAG